AUGUCGCUCCUGGAGAACCACCUGGAGCAGAUUACGCUCUCUGCAAAUGCUGUUUCUGAACUAUCAUUCCCCCCGCCCAAGAUAUUCACAAAUGCUUUGCUCAACACCCCCGAUAUUACCGCCUUGAUCAGGGAUACCGAAGCGCAUGAGCGCGCCCUGUUUACCCUCGAUUCAUCUACCAAGCCCUCGCAAAGGCGCGCUACUCGUCGAGGGACUACAUACCCGGCCGACACUCAACGCGAGACUAUGAUCAGUCGAAUCAACGCUGCGAGAAACAAUCGGAAUCAAUCUGCAGUUGCCCGUGUUCUCGGCACCGACAUGAUGGAGGAAAUCAGGCGCUCAACGGGCUCCUCUACCAGACUCGCACGUGGUGAGAUCAACGUGGAAGUGCUUCUCAAAGGCGCCGAAAUCUUGUGCAAUGUCUAUCCCGUCGCUGGCGCUGCGGAAAAGAUAUCAGACCUGCGUUACCGCUACUCUGAAAUCAGCGAGUCGCUCGUUCGACUGGAAGCCCGGGUCGCCGACAAUGCUGCAGAGUUAGAACGUAUGAAUGAGGCCUAUGAUCGGGACAACGAUAUUGAGUUUUCUGAACCACAUCACCAUGAGAUCCAUGUUACCGAUGAGGAUAUUGAGCGAGAGCUUGAGGAGAUUCGAGACUUGGAGAGGAAGAAGCAGAACCUUGAAGACCGCGUUAACGGGAUGGAGCGAGAUCUGGGAGGCUUGAUGAGAUGA
Messenger RNA from Talaromyces atroroseus, 729 nucleotides. RefSeq lists its product as hypothetical. NCBI's taxonomy places the organism in Eukaryota, Fungi, Ascomycota, Eurotiomycetes, Eurotiales, Trichocomaceae. The transcript has 3 exons. Gene Ontology annotation, biological process: attachment of spindle microtubules to kinetochore. The coding region runs from base 1 to 729 and encodes 242 amino acids. Gene Ontology annotation, cellular component: spindle microtubule; DASH complex. The record is from RefSeq and is a predicted model, not a curated record.